Molecule: messenger RNA, 1076 nt
Organism: Paramacrobiotus metropolitanus
Lineage: Eukaryota; Metazoa; Tardigrada; Eutardigrada; Parachela; Macrobiotidae
Product: multifunctional methyltransferase subunit TRM112-like protein
Exons: 5
Coding region: 352-816 (154 amino acids)
Biological process (GO): tRNA methylation; rRNA (guanine-N7)-methylation; peptidyl-glutamine methylation
Molecular function (GO): protein heterodimerization activity
Source: RefSeq, a predicted model, not a curated record
CGAACGUACGCCGAACUUGCGAUCUUUUGUAGUUUUGUGAGUUUUGUUACGUACUUUUAGUUUUGUAAAACAAAAAAACAAAAUUUCAAAUCACAAAAGAUUGAUAUUGAGUUCCUCCGGCUACACCCAGCAGUUACUGGAACAGGGAACUAAAAUAUUGUCCGGUGAAUGUCCAGCUUCCAGAGGGAGCAAUUUUUCACUGCACCGUAGCUGUUGGAAAGAGGUCUUGUCUGUGCGAGUUACAGCAGCCAAGGCUCCAGCACCAUCUUUGGAUUUGAUCAUUUGGGAACUCAGCACUCUCGCAGUCAGAGUGACGGAAAAAAAGAAGCCGCAUAUCUGAGAUCCCUAUGCAUGAUAGCUGCAGGUACAAAUAGAGUCGCAUUCAGGCUGGUUGUUAAAAAUAUUCCUUCCUGCUGUUCGGUUUUUGUGGUGCGAACAAUGAAGCUUCUCACACACAAUAUGCUGACGUCAAAGUCGAUUAAGGGAGUGAAAGAAGGUUAUCCUCUUCAGCUCAAGGUGGAGGAUAUGGAAGUAAAGGAAACAGAGUUCAACAAAGACUUUGUAGCGCGUAUCAUUCCGAAAAUAAGAUACGAUGCACUGAGGUCCGCUGUGAAGGACGUUGGCAAGGAGGACGCUUUGCCCGCUGAAUUACCGGAUGAUGCAGCGAAUUCCGAGGAUUUCCUUCGAAAGUUUCACCAUGUCCUCUUGGAGCUAGAGAUUCUGAAAGGCGAGCUCAUUUGUCCUGAGACGGGAAGAGUGUUCCCUAUACAAAACGGAAUUCCCAAUAUGCUUCUUAAGCCUGAAGAAGUCAGUUAGGCUAUCUGCGAUCUCUGGUUUGGUUUUGCGGAAUGUUUGUUAGAUGCUGAACUUGUUGAAUGAGUGAUAGAUGUUUAAUUUUUGAUCCCGGAUUCGAAUAGAAUUUCUCGAUGCAUAUUCUGUUUCUUUAUCUGACUUGCAUUGUAGUUUGCGAUCGUACCCCAGGUUUUUGAAAUACCGAUCUUCUUCGUCAUCUUCUCCGAAGAUGACGAAUAUCUGUACAUAUAUAGUUCUGCAAGUAUAAAAAUCUGUUACAACCG